Hibiscus syriacus is the source of this 1149-nucleotide messenger RNA. RefSeq names its product transcription factor bHLH121-like. NCBI's taxonomy places the organism in Eukaryota, Viridiplantae, Streptophyta, Magnoliopsida, Malvales, Malvaceae. The record is from RefSeq and is a predicted model, not a curated record. Gene Ontology annotation, molecular function: DNA-binding transcription factor activity; protein dimerization activity. The transcript has 6 exons. The coding region runs from base 1 to 1041 and encodes 346 amino acids. Gene Ontology annotation, biological process: intracellular iron ion homeostasis.
AUGACUAUGGAUCCAAACUUGGAGAAGCUAGGCACACCCUAUGAAUCUUCCUCCGCCAGUGUUUCUGCAGUGGUUGAGAGAGCGAAAGGGGGGGGGGAAUCAGCAACGGUUCAUCAUCAAUGGAAGCCUAACGAUUUCUCUAAAGCUGUGGCUGCAGAUUUUGACCCUUCAGACCCGGAACCCAGGCAAAGGCGGGAUAUGGAAGGUAAGGCUUCAAUCUCUGCAAGGAAAGCUCAGAAGGCAGACCGUGAAAAAUUGAGGAGGGAGAGGCUGAAUGAGCAAUUUCUUGAGUUGGGGAACACAGUAGACCCUGAUAGACCUAAGAACGAUAAAGUAACCAUGCUUGUGGAUACGACCCAAAUGCUUAACGAUUUAACUGCCGAAGUCAACAGACUAAAGGCCGAGUGUUCAUCGCUUACUGAAGAAUCGUGUGAGCUGACUCAGGAGAAGAAAGAGCUCAGAGAGGAAAAUGCUUAUUUACAAGGUGAUAUCACAAACUUAAAAAUUCAGUACCAGCAAAGGCUUAGAUUCAUGUUCCCAUGGACCGGUAUUGAUCCUUCGGUUGUUGUAGCUCCACCUUACUUGUAUCCAGUUCCUCUGUCGGUCCCUAUGGGUCCAGUCGCAAGGCGGCCCUCACUCCAACCAUACCCAUUUUUCGGAAAUCAUAAUGCGGGUGUUGUUGACAAUCCAUGCUCAACAUUCAUAUCAUAUUCAACCACAGCACAUCCUCCAAUGGAACGUGCAUUGUCUUCUGAUGUUUCCUUCCAAAGGGAUUGUGGAAGCAAAUCAAUGGAUGACGAAAGAGGAAGUGUCGGAGACAAGUGUGAUGGUUCGAACGAUGUAGUGACAGAGCUUGAACUGAAAAUACCUGGUUCAUCAACAAAUCAAGAUUUGGAAGCUGGAGAAAAGAAAGGCAAGCAAACAGACAAGAAGGAGAGAAGUCUGGUGAAUCAUCUCUCUUCAAGACAAUACAAUUCAUCUCAAGGUUCUCAGGAUAACGCCUCUAAUAACAUAGAUGAGAUUUCAAAGUGUAGCAAGUAAAUAAUCAUGUUCUGCUUGAACAUGUGUUAUUCUUUGGCAUUCGAUGUGGAGAUCUUCUAUUUAUGUCUAAAAGCAAAAAUUCUGGUAAAUGCUUUUUAAACUUGUCUU